Molecule: messenger RNA, 582 nt
Organism: Penicillium cinerascens
Lineage: Eukaryota; Fungi; Ascomycota; Eurotiomycetes; Eurotiales; Aspergillaceae
Product: Hpt domain-containing protein
Exons: 3
Coding region: 1-582 (193 amino acids)
Biological process (GO): phosphorelay signal transduction system; phosphorylation
Cellular component (GO): cytoplasm; nucleus
Molecular function (GO): protein histidine kinase binding; histidine phosphotransfer kinase activity
Source: RefSeq, a predicted model, not a curated record
AUGGCCCCGACUGAGACCACCAAGGCCGGGGGGUAUUCCAAGAGCGCUCCUCCCAAGCUCUCCGAUGUCAAGGAGCUCAUCGAUGAGGGCACUUUCGAGCAGAUCCUGGAAAUGGAUGACGAUGAUGACCGCGAUUUCAGCAAAGGUAUCGUCUACGGCUUCUUCGAUCAGGCCCACAAUACAUUCGACAAAAUGGAGGCCGCACUGAAGGAUAAAAAGCUCGAGGAGCUCUCACAGCUCGGCCAUUUCCUGAAGGGCUCGUCAGCCACGCUGGGCUUGACCAAUGUUAAGGACGCCUGCGAAAAGAUCCAGCACUACGGCGCUGGCAAGGACGAGUCCGGCUCCACAGACGAGCCCGACGAGAAGGUCUCUCUCAAGAAAAUCGACACGACCUUGAAGGAAGUCAAGGUCGAGUACACCAAGGUCGAGAAGUUCCUGCGCAGGUACUACGGCGAGGAGGUUAAGGAGGAGGAGCCCAAGAAGGAGCAGCCCAAGAAAGAAGAGCCUAAGAAGGAAGAGUCCAAGAAGGAAGAGUCCAGGGCGGAGGAAAAGGUAAAGAAGGCAGAGCCUACGAAGAAAUAG